AUGCCAAAAGAAUCGACUAAAUCAAACGCAAUCAGUUACACCAUUGAUAAUCCUAUUCAAAUAAAAUUCUUCCAAAACUAUCAUUUUCGUAAGUGUGUAAAAAAACAUUUGGAACAAUUACUCUCAGUAUCAAUUACAAUAUUUUCCGAACGAUCGGCGAAAGCUUCAAGCAGUUACAGAAUCUAUGUUCCGAAAGCACAGGAGAAUAAAGAAGAAAUCCAACAGAAAUUAUCCAACGCUGUGCAAAAUCUUUUCCAGACAAUUCCAUCACAAACGUUCACGAAUGAGAAAAUUAAGAAAUGGUUAGAAGAUCCUUUCAACAAAGAAAAACAUCUUCAAUGCAUUGAGGGCAUUGUGGAUGAAAAGCUCGAAGAUAUCUUCACUGUUUGUAUCGAAGAGCCGAAAUAUUCAUUGAAAAUUUAUUAUUUAUCCAAGCAAUUGGUAGAUACUCCUAGCAACAAAUCAAUGGUGAAAUUAAUUGAAAACAAAAUCUUAUUGGAAAUCUUAUUUCUACCGUUUUAUUCUGAAAAUUCCAGAUCAAUCGCAGAAGAAUCUCAGAGACUGGUNGAGGGCAUUGUGGAUGAAAAGCUCGAAGAUAUCUUCACUGUUUGUAUCGAAGAGCCGAAAUAUUCAUUGAAAAUUUAUUAUUUAUCCAAGCAAUUGGUAGAUACUCCUAGCAACAAAUCAAUGGUGAAAUUAAUUGAAAACAAAAUCUUAUUGGAAAUCUUAUUUCUACCGUUUUAUUCUGAAAAUUCCAGAUCAAUCGCAGAAGAAUCUCAGAGACUGGUAAGCGAUGUCACAAGGCGCGAAAAGGUUGCUGUUUCUGUGAGUCUGGACGCUUCAGAUAUGACGGCAAUGCAAAAAAAGAUUGUUAUUUUUGGUGAUUAUGAAGCGGUGAACCGAGUAAAAAGUGAAUUCUUGAAAAUUGAUGAAAAAUCGAAUUUAACUACUUUUCCGAUCACUUCACUCGAUACGUCUGAGAUUGAAUAUGUUCUGAAGACCCAUUCCUCAGAAAUGUAUAAGCUUCAAGAAAAGUAUAAAGAUGCUGGCGUAAAGUUACGCUGGAGAUUGCACGAGUUUACGGCCCCACCGCAUUUGAAAGGUGCAAUUGAAUCGCGUAUCAGUCAACUGCUAUCCCAAUCGCAAACACUCACAUUUAAAAGCGUUCCUUUGCAUAAAGAGAUUGCAGAACUAGCAGAGAAGCAUUUGAGAUCCAUUACUCAUCGGAAUAAUUGUUGUAUUAAGAUUGAGGUUAAAACACGAUGUCAAUCGUAUCAAAUACCAAGGGCGCCAAUGUUGGAUGAAUCACAGUCAACACUAGAUGAUGGUUUAUUUUCUUUGCCGGAUGUUUUUAAGAGAAUCGAUAGUGAAAACGGAUCGAUUGAAGUCCGUCUAGGAGAUAUCGCUUUACAGAAGGUCGAUAUGAUUGUGAUUCCAAUGACAACGAAUGGUUUGAAAGAAGGUGUGGUGGAACGAGCAGGUACUUUCAAUACUGAACGUACUUACUCUGACGCAAUGGGCUUGACUUUUACCGAAACCGACGGAGGGAAACUGAAGUGCAAACGAAUCCUUUUCUCGAAUUGGAAGCCACCAACAGAAACAAAUGACGAUCAAGACUUACGACGAUCGACACAAAUCUUUAUAAUCAAAUCUAUCGAAUAUGCAACUGAAGGACAAGGUACGAGGUCGGUUGCAUUUUCGGUGACAAGUUUAUGUCCAAAUGAACGACUUCUUGCAAAAGAAAUGAUUUCGUCGGUUAAAAAGCAAUUGCGAGCGAAAAACUUGCAGCUCAAAAUCAUCUUUAUCCUACUUCCUGAACAACAAUCGCUAUACAAUCAAUUUUUAACUCUGCUGGGAGAUACCGAGGGUGCGUACGCACAGAUGGAGUGGCCAUUAUCAGUAAUCAAGAUAACAUUAUUCGCAGCUGAUCAUGACAGACUGACCAAAUGUCAAAACCAAAUAAAUCUGUACUUACAGCGUUGCUUCACUUUAGUAAAAUUGGAGAAUUCCAAUGGUAUCUUUCAUCAAUGGGAUCAGCAUAGGAUUAACUCGUUCUAUCAAUACUGUAGAAGCAUAUGCGUUAUCGUUGGACUCGAUCGAACUGAAAGAGAGCUUGAACUAACGGGUUUUACGAAUCACGUCCGUGAUGCCGAGAUGAAGUGGCAUCUUCAAUCUCGUCUAGUCACUGAAAAACUCUCACGCCCAUUAGCUGCAGACCGUCCGCAAUCGGGACGAGACAAGACAUGCAACGUUUUGAUCAGCUAUUGUCAACAAGACGCAAAACAAUGUCAAUGUUUAAUCAAACGACUUCGCGAAGAAGGAUUGGUUAUAUGGGCAAAAUCGAUGAAAGAUGAUCAAGAACGUGACAUAUCUUCUCAAAUAAACAAAGCAGACUGCAUUCUACUUUGUAUCAGCGAGAAUUACUAUGAGAGUCAAGCAUGUGAAAAAGAAGCAAGAUAUNAGACAUGCAACAUUUUGAUCAGCUAUUGUCAACGAGAUGCGAAACAAUGUCAAUAUUUGAUUAAACGACUUCGCGAAGAAGGAUUGGCUAUAUGGGCAAAAUCGAUGAAAGAUGAUCAAGAACGUGACAUAUCUUCUCAAAUAAACAAAGCAGACUGCAUUCUACUUUGUAUCAGCGAGAAUUACUAUGAGAGUCAAGCAUGUGAAAAAGAAGCAAGAUAUGUUCUUGGAACAGGGAAACCAAUUUUCUUAUUAAAAAUUCGGAAUGAUCCAUUGUUUGGUUGGCAACGAGAAGUUUUUGAAGGCAAACUGUUUGUUCAACUAUUUGGUUCGGAACAUGAUUUUAAUACGCAAGUUGAUUACUUAUUAUUACAGAUUUUACAAUCAAUCAGAUCGAAUAGAUCAUCUUUCCUACAGUUGAAUACAGAGAGAAUUUCACGCAUGAUGACUGUAGAACAACGACGGGCGAAGUAUAAUGAAAGAAUUCAAACGCUGAUGCGAAUUGGCCGUAUUGAUGACGAGGACAUGGCGAAAUUGAUGCAGCAAUUACAUUCAACCGUCAAUAGUCCUGACUCAAAAGAAGCGGAUUCUAACGAUAAAGACUACAAAUUGCUUGAACUACCAUGGAUUCGACGUUGGUUGGAAAGAUCGACACAUACUACUAAGCAAAAUCUACCACCAUUUUCGCCCAGCGGCGAUAUCAACGACGCUGUAUUUCCGAUGCCAGAGUACAUUCUCCAAGGACUUGGUGUCACCGAUCGAGCAUUAGUAUCAGUACAGUCUUCUUCCAUUAAAGUUCGAAAUAUAUUUGAAUCCACUAUCACCAAACGGCCUGUCGAACGAUUUUCAUGGCGCACUGUAUUAAAUCAGUAUCCUGUUGACGAAGACUUUAGUUACGGAAUUCGAAUACAUCAAACAGACUAUAGGGAGCCGACAUCCAGUGCGGGAGAUAACGCACAGAAACAAUCAGAUUUACCGUGCCUGUCGCCGGAAUCCGCUACGAAUCGUAAAAAUCCAGUGUCGAAACGCCAAUAUCCUACUCAGCAGAAAAGAAAACCUUAUAAAUGUCCUACUCGUGAAGAAUUGAAGGUUUAUUUUAAGCACUAUUGUCAACAAGACGCAAAACAAUGUCAAUGUUUAAUCAAACGACUUCGCGAAGAAGGAUUGGUUAUAUGGGCAAAAUCGAUGAAAGAUGAUCAAGAACGUGACAUAUCUUCUCAAAUAAACAAAGCAGACUGCAUUCUACUUUGUAUCAGCGAGAAUUACUAUGAGAGUCAAGCAUGUGAAAAAGAAGCAAGAUAUAUUCUUGGAACAGGAAAACCAAUUUUCUUAUUAAAAGUUCGAAAUGAUCCAUUGUUUGGUUGGCAACGAGAAGUUUUUGAAGGCAAACUGUUUGUUCAACUAUUUGGUUCGGAACACGAUUUUAAUACGCAAGUUGAUUACUUAUUAUUGCAGAUUUUACAAUCCAUCAGAUCGAAUAGAUCAUCUUUCCCACAGUUGAAUACAGAGAGGAUUUCACGCAUGAUGACUGUAGAACAACGACGAGCGAAGUAUAAUGAAAGAAUUCAAACGCUGAUGCGAAUCGGCCGUAUUGAUGACGAGGAUAUGGCGAAAUUGAUGCAGCAAUUACAUUCAACCGUCAAUAGUCCUGACUCAAAAGAAGUGGAUUCUAAGGAUAAAGACUACAAAUUGAUUGAACUGCCAUGGAUUCGACGUUGGUUGGAAAGAUCGACACAUACUACUAAGCAAAAUCUACCACCAUUUUCGCCCAGCGGCGAUAUCAACGACGCUGUAUUUCCAAUGCCAGAGUAUAUUCUCCAAGGACUUGGUGUCACCGAUCGAGCAUUAGUAUCAGUACAGUCUUCUUCCAUUAAAGUUCGAAAUAUAUUUGAAUCUACUAUCACCAAACGACCUGUCGAACGAUUUUCAUGGCGCACUGUAUUAAAUCAAUAUCCUGUUGACGAAGACUUUAGUUAUGGAAUUCGAAUACAUCAAACAGACUAUAGGGAGCCGACAUCCAGUGCGGGAGAUAACGCACAGAAACAAUCAGAUUUACCGUGCCUGUCACCGGAAUCCGCUACUAAUCGUAAAAAUCCAGUGUCGAAACGCCAAUAUCCUACUCAGCAGAAAAGAAAACCUUAUAAAUGUCCUACUCGUGAAGAAUUGAAGGUUUAUUUUAAACAGUUUGCUCAACGAAUGAGUGAAAAUGCCGCUGAAUUCGAAAAAUUUUGCGCAGCAGCGAUCUAA
Molecule: messenger RNA, 4707 nt
Organism: Adineta ricciae
Lineage: Eukaryota; Metazoa; Rotifera; Eurotatoria; Adinetida; Adinetidae
Source: the annotation of a GenBank genome assembly